Molecule: messenger RNA, 967 nt
Organism: Quercus robur (English oak)
Lineage: Eukaryota; Viridiplantae; Streptophyta; Magnoliopsida; Fagales; Fagaceae
Product: ADP-ribosylation factor-like protein 8a
Exons: 6
Coding region: 235-789 (184 amino acids)
Biological process (GO): protein transport
Molecular function (GO): GTPase activity; GTP binding
Source: RefSeq, a predicted model, not a curated record
UAUAGAUAGAGUCAUAGAGAGAGACCAAAAUCCAAAUUAUAUCAAAAUUUUCUGCGUACGAAUACGGUAAAUACAGACCCGAAAGCAAGGGAGGGAAAUCAAUAUUUCUCAAAAGGUCAAUUGGAUUUGGAGAGUCACAGUUUUUUCUCUUUCUCUCUCUCUUUUUUUUUUUUUUUUUUUUUGGUUUUGUGGGGAAACAGAGAUCAUUGAUAGAUCUCUUUCUCUGAUCAUUCAAUGGGUUUGUGGGAAGCUUUUCUCAAUUGGCUCCGAAGCCUUUUUUUCAAGCAGGAAAUGGAACUAUCUUUGAUAGGUCUUCAGAAUGCUGGAAAGACUUCACUUGUAAAUGUUGUUGCAACUGGUGGAUAUAGCGAAGACAUGAUCCCCACGGUAGGAUUCAAUAUGAAAAAGGUAACAAAAGGGAAUGUCACGAUAAAGUUGUGGGAUCUUGGAGGUCAGCCUAGGUUCCGCAGUAUGUGGGAGCGAUACUGUCGUGCAGUUUCUGCUAUUGUUUAUGUUGUUGAUGCUGCUGAUCCUGACAACGUGAAGAUCUCAAGUAGUGAGCUUCAUGAUUUGCUGAGUAAACCCUCGCUUAGUGGUAUCCCAUUGCUAGUGCUAGGGAACAAGAUUGACAAACCAGGAGCUCUGUCUAAACAGACUUUGACUGAUCAAAUGGAUCUCAAGUCAAUUACUGACAGAGAAGUGUGUUGCUUCAUGAUCUCAUGCAAGAACUCAACCAACAUUGAUUCAGUUAUUGAUUGGCUUGUAAAGCAUUCGAAAUCAAAGAGUUGAGCGGCUUCUUCUGUUUUAGUUUGGAUUUGUGUGAUAAUUUAUGGAGGAUACAUAUCUCUUUGGGGGGUGGGGGAUGUCUAACUCGGCGCUGAUUAUUUUAUUAUUGUGUUCUUUUCUUUUGAGAUGCUAUGUACUAUAUAUUUCUUCCUAUCUAAUUGAUGGUUUCAGGUUGUUUUAA